Molecule: messenger RNA, 4549 nt
Organism: Myxocyprinus asiaticus (Chinese sucker)
Lineage: Eukaryota; Metazoa; Chordata; Actinopteri; Cypriniformes; Catostomidae
Product: leucine-rich repeat and fibronectin type-III domain-containing protein 4-like
Exons: 4
Coding region: 859-3522 (887 amino acids)
Molecular function (GO): protein binding
Source: RefSeq, a predicted model, not a curated record
GCACACACCUUGCACUCACAAACAUCGACUUGCUCCAUGCAUCAAAAGCAAACAAAUCACAGACUCCUGCAGCUGAAGAAUAUGAAGCUGGAAGGAAACAGCAAAAACAAGGCAUUGAUUGACCAGGCAAUAAGAGACAACAGCUGUGGCUCAUGCACACGGUUAUUUGAAGGUUCUUUGUGGCUGUAGGUGAUGAUUUCCUACUUUGAGGGCAAGGUUUCAUGGGACCGUUUGCAUGAGUAAAACAAAAGCGAGGCAGUGGUGAGAGAUAAGGAUGCUAUCCAAAAGCUUUCUUUGAGGAACCUGAGAGAAGAGAGGAUGUAGAAGGAAUGGGACUCAUGGAUAAGACUGCAGAUCUCUCAGAUGGACAUGGAAUUUGAAAAUAAAACAAGUUUGCUCUGAGAUGGAUUGGAACACACUUUCUACUUAAGUCCCCUUUUGAAGAUAAGAUGAUUUGAAUAAUAAAGCUUUCACCAGAAAAUGCUCUGUGGUGAAAUGGACUUUUGUUAUUGACUACUGAAGGAGAAUCCUGUCGUACAAAUGUUUCAGACCCCAGGAUAUAAAGACAAGACAGCUAAUGACAAUCAAGAAAAAAAUUAUCCAGACGUACCAUAUUCUGUGUAACACUGAGGAUUAUGGACAUGAGGCAGAGUGACUCACAGCGAAGCAAAGAACACCAAAGCAGUAAUAAUGUGACUGUCUAAAAUUCAUCCAUUUGACCACUGAUCACAGUGUCAUGAUUUUUUGUCAUUUACAAAGAGAGUUUCACUCUGGAUUCUCAUCACAAGACAUGAGGGGUCUAGCUGGGCAGUUUAACUUUAAAAGAACGGAACAGGUCUGUGGACAACCUGGAUUACCAUGCUACGCAAAGUCCCAGGGAGUCCAUCUAGAAGAAAAAAUCUGUUGCAAGAACAGGACAACUUGAAAUGGAACCAGUCAGGGAGAUAUUCUUCAUUAUCUAUCCCUGUCAGCACAAUAAGUGUCCACCCGUGUCCAAUGCCACAAUCAACAAUCCUCUGGCUUGGCCUCAUUGGCUCUGUACUGCUAAGUGUACCAGAUGUGUCAGCAGGGGAGACAUGGGGAAUGGUGUCCAUAUGCCCCAUCCACUGCGUGUGUCGGAACCUAUCGGAGUCUCUGAGCACACUCUGUGUGAAUAAAGGUCUUCUUUUUGUGCCACCGAACAUUGAUCGCCGCACUGUGGAGCUCCGUCUUGCAGACAACUAUAUCCUGGAAGUGGGAGGUCCGGACUUCGCAAAUAUGACAGGAUUGGUUGACCUGACGCUGUCACGUAACACCAUCCAUGCUCUAAAGCCGCUGGCCUUUUCUGAUCUGGAGAGUCUGCGUUCCCUUCACCUCGACACCAACCGUCUCACUGUGGUGGGACCUCAGGAUCUGACAGGUCUUGUUAACCUUCAGCAUCUCAUCAUCAACAAUAACCAGCUUACUAAUGUUUCUGGAGAUGCAUUCGAUGACUUCCUGCUGACUCUGGAGGAUCUGGACCUUUCUUAUAACAACCUGCGCAGGGUUCCCUGGGAAGCCAUACAGAACAUGGCUAGCCUGCACACCUUAAACCUGGACCACAACCUAAUAGACCAGAUUGAUGAGGGUUCUUUCAGUGAGCUCUACAAACUCUCCAGACUGGAUAUGACCUCAAACAGACUACAGACUCUACCCCCUGAUCCACUGUUCUCCAGAUCACAGAUUGGGGUUGUCAGUCCAACACCGUACAAUUCUAUCAUCAGCUUAAACUUUGGCGGGAAUCCUCUGCACUGCAACUGUGAGCUGUUGUGGUUGCGACGACUGAUUCGUGAAGACGACAUGGAGACAUGUGCUACACCUGCUUAUUUGGCGGGGCGCUACUUUUGGUCCAUCCCAGAAGAAGAGUUUACCUGUGAGCCUCCACUGAUCACCCGUAAUACCAACAAACUGUGGGUGCUAGAGGGACAAAGAGCCACGCUUAAAUGUAGAGCCAUUGGUGACCCUGAGCCAGUCAUUCAUUGGGUGUCACCAGAUGACCGCAUAGUGGCCAACUCCAGUCGCAUUCGCUCGUACUACAAUGGCACACUGGAUUUUCUAGUCACCCGUGCUAGAGAUGAUGGGACCUACACAUGCAUUGCCAUCAAUGCAGCAGGGGAAUCCACAGCUCUGGUGGACUUAAAGAUCAUCCCUCUGCCCCAUCGGGGAAAUGGCACGAUAUCCCUAAUCAACAAUAGAGACCCAGGCUCCUCUGAUAUUAGCAGUGGGCGUGGUGGGGUUGAAGGUGGAGGGACUGGCGUGGUGACCGUAAGGAAUGUUACUGGAGGCAAGGAAGAGGCUGGAGAUAGGGGAGGGGGAAGCAGUAAUGGAGGAAUCGAAAACUUGGUCGGAGUUCUGGGUGUAACAUCUAAUUCAGCCCAGAUUCAAUGGAAAAUGGGUCGCUCUUCAACACCAUACCUGGUGUGGAUGUAUCAGAUCCAGUACAACAGCACAGCAGACGAUGCACUCGUUUACAGGAUUCUGCCUCCAUCUAUUAACAGUUUCCUGCUGAAAAACUUGGUGUCCGGAGCAGACUACAGCCUGUGCGUCUUGGCCAUAUUUGAUGAUGGCAUCUCCACCUUGGUGACAACAAAGGUGUUGGGCUGCAUCCAGUUCAGCACUAAAGAGGAUUAUCCAGAAUGCCGUUCUCUGCAUGCUCACUUCCUGGGUGGCACACUGACAGUGAUGGUGGGUGGCAUGGUCGUGGUAACCCUUCUGGUUUUCACCGUAGCCAUGAUGGUGCGGCAUCGUGUCUGUGGAGAGUGUCAGGACGAUGCCAACAGAGCGGGCAAGUUUUUGCCAGCCAACGGGGUGGAUGUUUAUGCUCAGACAAAUGGAAACAACAGUAUGAUGAUGGUGGCAUUGCCAAAUGGCGUCUUGGCCCAAAGAACAAAAUCAACACAGGAAAAAUCCAAACACAAGACUAAACAGAGCCCAGAGCCACACCGUGGCCAGAGCACAGACACAUGUGGUAGGGGAGAAGGGGUGGUGCGGGAAAAAUGUUUAACUCCACUCACACCAGAGAGUGAGAGACUGACAAUCUACUACUCCCCAAGUAACACACUGCCUCUCCCUACAAAAAAGGCUGUGAAGCAAACAGGCAGGCUCAAGUUGCGGAGAAAGUCUCUGGAGAAAGACAGACAAGUCUUGGCCUCCUUCCCAUUGACACAAGAUGGAGAGGAAGGAAGGGAGGGAAGGUCGGACUUGAGGCAGGCACUGAAAACCAAGCGUAGCUGCUCUUUCGAUGUGGGUGAAAUCACCACCACCACAUGCUACAGCUACGCCAAACGGCUGAGUGUUAUCUGGACCCGUCGUAGCCAGUCGCUACAUGGCUUGCUGGUCCACUGUUCUGCCACAACCAGCACAUCCAGCACAGGAAGUGAGCAGUACGGCAAUGCUCUGACGCAGAACUAUCUCCAUGCUUUGGUUUCCAACUCCAACUCUGCUUCUAACUCAAGCAGUAGCAUGGUUGUCAAUCCCAGGGACCUGGAGGAAAGUGUGGUGUAGAGAUACGAGUGAAAGAAAGACCUUGUUGUGUAAUAAAUGCAGUGAGGUGGCACAGAUUAACACGCCACAUUCAGGCGGUUUAAAAGACCAACACAAACAAACUAUAAAAACGAGACUAAAGAAUUAUCAGGGGAGUGCCAAGUUGAUGAGGAGUAGUGCUCCAGACACAAAGGAAAUGGCAAUAUCAAAAUGACGAGAAGAGAAACGAGGAUAGGUUUGCUUUUUAUUGACGAGCCAAAGGCAUAGGGGAUUAAAACCUAAAGGCGUCUGUUUCAACGAGAUUAAUUAACCAAUUAAUAAAUUAUUGAAUAAAUCAGAUGCUACUUUGUACCGAAGCAACACCUUUUGAAUGCUAAUGAGGAGUUGAAACAAAGGGGUAAAUAUCACAAAAACAAAUUUGAAACCCAAAGAGGGAGCACAUUAUCUGUUGAAAUAAACCACUGCAAAGCAGCACACAUGUCUGAGCUCUAUGAUAAGGGAAAGUACACCAUGUAAAGUUUCUUUUCACUCUUUAUUUUUGGUGGUAAUAUUUUUCAAUGAUAAGUGAAAAGAUGGGGGAGGGAGGCUCACUGAAAAUUUCUGAACACUUUUGCUACAAGCAUUUAAAAUGGGGGAACAAUUUGUUAAAAUGUCAUUCAACAGUGGUCUGAAUAGUCAUAACUGUUCUUGUCUGAUCAGCCCUUUUCCAGAAUCAUAAAAAGAAUAAAAGCUAUUCUGUAAAAAUGAUAUUCUUUAUUGUGGAAUGAAGCUCUAAUUGAGAUCAAUCUGAUAUGCUAGCUUCAAGGUUAAUUGCUUAAAGAGGCUGGUAUUAAAAGCCACAUGGCACACAUAAUGCUUUCUAUCCCCAAAACAAAAGCUUAGCAGUCAACUGGCAUCACAGCACCUAAUAACUUGAUUAAAAUGUCAGAUAGUAUAAUAAGCUUAAUGUAUCUAAUGUGCUAAUUAAUACAUCUCCAUUAGAGCAAUAUUCUAGCACCGGUCACUUAACUAGAGAUUUAAUGUUGAUAAUAAACAGCAAAAACAAGAG